Molecule: messenger RNA, 2981 nt
Organism: Zerene cesonia (dogface butterfly)
Lineage: Eukaryota; Metazoa; Arthropoda; Insecta; Lepidoptera; Pieridae
Exons: 6
Coding region: 129-1160 (343 amino acids)
Source: RefSeq, a predicted model, not a curated record
CGACACGCCUGCGUGCUGCAGUUGUUACAAUGUCUCGGAUACAGUAUUUACACGUUAUUUGCGUAUUAUUCAAUAGAAUAUUUGUUUAAAUUUUCAUUAGUUUAUUUGUUUAGUUACUAUUAGUAAAGAUGCAAGCCUCCCCGAAGCCGAUGAAGGGCCUGGACCCGUACCGCAUGCGGCAGCGGCCGCUCACCGUGGAGGAGAUCGCGGAGAUAGCGGCGCAUCUGCACAUAGCCCACCUGACGGAGCUGCAGCGCCUGCGCGACUUCCAGCGCCGCUUCCAGUGGCCGCAGGACAGCGCCUCGUACGUGCCCAAACCGAGGAAACAGGUCGUUAGACUGAGCAGUCGGCUGGACCACUUGCCGCAGCCACUGGUGACGUGGCGCCCCGUUGUCGUCCCUAGAAACUUACAGGAACUGUUUGAUACAGUGCCGAAGAGUGGGAGCGCGGGGGCGGCGGGCGGUGCGGGGGGCGCGGGGGGUGCGGGCAGCGCGGCGGCGGCGGCGGAGAGCGCGGGCGCGUGGCGCGCGGCGCGCGGCUGGGCGGCGGGCGCGCUGCUGCUGCUCGCAGCGCUCUUUCUCGUGCGCGCCACCGACCGCUUCUUCACCAAGAACUACCUCAGAUGGCGUAGAAGUCGUUCAGAGGAAUGGCCAACACCGAAUGUCUUAGCUACAAGUCAUCGCUCAACAUUCGUCGACAUGGAGUUACCCCCAAACGAGCUAGAGCCAAUCCCUUCUGAGUCCAGCGGAUCGAGCCAAGAGCUGUAUACCAACGACCUACCGCCGCCAUACUCGGAGUGCUCCACUAGCGCCAACAAACACAAGUACGAAGAGCCCCCGCCACCCUAUUCAGCAUGCUACGUGGAAUUCAGUAAUCCAAAAGAUGGCAUCCCCGCGGUACACUUCUUAAACAGCCAGCGAGAGAACAUUUUUCAAGAUCUAGAUGCUGGCACUUCAAGGAAUGACGCAAAUACAAGUAGCGAUGCAAGCGUCAGAAGUGACGUAAGCGAAAAUGACACAACUGUCAGAAAUGAAACUUUAAAUGAUACUGGACAGGCGAGUUCCAGUAACGAACGUGAAAACGGUGAAGUCAAUGUAGGUGGGAAUAGUAGUUCUGAAAAUAUUAGGGCUGGCUCUUCAAAAGUAACGGAGGUGUGCUGAUUUAAAGUCGAGCAAUUGUGAUGUGUAUGAUGUGAAGAUACAAUUCACUUUUGUAUACCAUUGAAAUGUAGGACCAUGUAAUAUAAAUCGAUAAACAAGUCUUUGUUUGAAUGGUAUUCAAUUGUAAAGAUUACAUUAAUAAAUAUACUGUGUGACAGAGAUCGACAUAUAGAAAACGAAUGUUGCAUCUUUGUCUACCAUUAUAAAUUGGCGAAAAGACAAUUCUAGAGAAGAAAUUCUAGAGAAGGAAUAGCAGAAUAUUUCUGACUCGACAUUAAAUAUUCAAUUCAAUCUCCAAUAUGUAUAAGCGGAUUGAUUGAUCAAGUAAAAUGAUUCGAAUCGAAAUAGAAUUCUAGAAAGUUCGAUGAAGGAAAGCAAGAAACUCACGAGAACACAACUGCCGAAAAUUAUGACUAUUCUGCCAUGAUAUUCAUUCAAAAUAAGAAAAUUUGCGAUACAAAAGUUCUUAGUUUGUUAACGUGUUGAUAAGUUUUUCUAUGUAUUUAACUGAAUGUAAGCAAAUCUCUUGAAAAUACAUAUAAAUCACAUCUGUCUACUUUUGAACUCAAAUUCGACGCUAAUGUUAUAUUAUAUCGAAAAUGUGAUAAUCGAGUGAUAAUGAAAUAAUUGGUUAGAGCGGUUACAAUAUGGUUAAUUAUAAUUCAUACUUAUAGGUAGUAUUUUUGCUAUACGAGUAGUGAAAUCGGAUAUUGAGCGAGUGUGUUUAUUGUUACGAGUAAUUAAAUUACAGUCUACGAAUAAAGCAGAUAGUUUUUAUUAAAAAAAACACUGAAUAUUAUUCGUUGCUUUAUUAUACCUAAAAAUCAUUAUAUGAUCUUGACUGCAGUCAUUGUAAGUAAUUACAUAUAAUGAGUCUUACUUGUAAAUGCUUUUGAUUUUUAAACCCCUGACACGAAAAGGGUUAUAAGUUAGACGUCGAUGUCUGUGUGUCUGUGGCAUUGUAGCUCUCAAGCGGAUGGAACAAUUUCGAUGCGAUUUUCUUCAUUUAAAACGUAGUUUCCUUGUGAUAGUUCUUAGCUUAUUUUGGUAAAUAGCGGUCCACUCCAUUAUGUGCUCCACACGUGCCAGUAUAAUCGUUAAAUGAUUAAUGAUAGGUUGGGGAUUUUUUAUUUAAAUGACUAGUUUUUUCAUAAAAACCUUACCCAUGCCACACUCGCAAUAGAUAUUUGAUUUACAUUAAUGUAGUUUUAGAUAUUUACUAGCGACUAUGUAGUCUAGACAUAAUGCACAAAUUUUUUAUGUUACUUUAAAAUUUAUUUCGUAUUUAAGUUGGGAGAUGCUGUUACGUAUUUAUCAACGAGUCGUGAUUAUUGUAUAAGUAUACAUGUAAUGUUGAUUAUUUUUAAGACUCGUCUCUUCUCAUAUAAAUUUACAAAAUUCUCGUGUCACAAUGUUAGUUACCAUACUUCUCCGUAACGGCUGGAUCGAUUCUCAUGAAAUUUUGAGCAUAUCGGGUAGGUCUGAGAAUCGGCCAACAUCUAUUUUUCAUACCCUAAAGGAUAAGAGUACGGAACACUGUUCUUCUGGUCUAUUGUUAAACUUAAAUAAUUUUUUAAUAACAUCCACCACUCGUUGAUAAAUAUUAUUACGUUUAAAUUGUAUUUGGUCGAUCAAAUUACAUUUAAAAUGCACUUAUUUACUUAACGUAAGUUAUUGAGCUUGAUAAACUAAGUUAAUGACAAAUCGUCAAGUUAUCUUGAAUUAAUUAUUAUUUGUGAUUAAGAAUCAUAUUUUCUAGACUUAUCUCGUAUCUUAUACUCCAAAACCAAAGAUAAAUCUAAUAAAUUUAUUUCAAAAUAU